Closterium sp. NIES-67 is the source of this 7441-nucleotide messenger RNA. NCBI's taxonomy places the organism in Eukaryota, Viridiplantae, Streptophyta, Zygnematophyceae, Desmidiales, Closteriaceae. The record is from the annotation of a GenBank genome assembly.
CGCUGCUUCUCCCCCCUUGCCUGCUGCUAUUCCCCCCCUGGCCCGCUGCUUUUUCCUCCUGCCCGUUUUGCGGCCCAUUUGGUCCCACCCAUCCUUCGGUCCUCUCUCCACUCCCGACCCUCUCCUUUGACUGUCCACUUCCCCCCCACAUUCCCCCAUUUUCUUCGUGUUCCUCCCUUCCUUCUCCCCUUGGUUCCCCCACUCUUAUCCCCUCCCGCUCUCCCCUACUGUUCCCCGUUAAUUCCCCCUCGUAUUCUAUCCUGCUUUCCUCUCCUUUCCCCCUCUUUCCCCUCCUCCCCCCCUUGCUCACGACUUCUCCCCCUUGCCCACUACUUCUCCCCCAUUGCCCACUGCUUCUCCCCCCCUUGCCCACGAUUUCUCCCCCAUUGCCCACUGCCUCUCCCCCCUUGCCCACCACUUCUUCUCGUUUGCCCACUGCUGUUCCCCUCCUUGCCCUCUACUCUUCCCCCGCUGCCCACCGACUUUCCUCCCUAGCCCACUGAUUUCCCCCCCUUACCCGUUGCUCUUCGCCUCUUUGUCCAGUGCGUUUCUCCCCUUCCCUCACUGCUUUUCUUCCCCUUGCCCUUUGAUUCCCCUCCUUGCUCCCACCAAAUCACACGUCAGUUUCCUCCCUCGAAAUCUUCCCGCCCCACACCCUGUGCUCUUCACUCUUCCCCCCCCUCCCCUUCCACGUCCCCCCUCUCCCUGCAGGCUGUUUCUUUCCAUCUUGUCCAAUCCCCGUUUCCCCACCUUUCCCCCGUACGCCUCCCCACAGUCGAGCUCCAUAACCCGCCCCUAAUCGCUGCCCCCUGUUUUUUCCCUAUCCUCCCCCCCCCUGUCCCCCUCCCCACUCCACGCAGUUUCUCUGAUCUCACCUUCUUUCCCGCUGUUUUCCUCCCUCCCUUCCCCCCUUGCCUCCCCCUCCUCCCCUUCUUCUAGCAUGCAGCCCCCGCAGAGCCGGUGGCCGCCCUUCCCCCUACUCAUCGCCUUCCAUCCCCCCACCCAACAGUAUCGCCCCGUCGAGGUGACCAUCGGCAAGGGCGGGGACCAGGUGCGCUCUGCCUCGCGAGGCCAGAAACGACCACGGGAGAAGGCGGAGGAAGGCCAUGCCUCACGCCUGGAGAAGCAGGAGCGCGAAGCCACACGCUCGCGCUCCCAUGGUCGCAAAAAGUCAUCUGCCCCCCCUCCGCCACUCCCACAGGCCAACACUAGCGCCAGGAGAGCCCCCACCUCCUCCACACCCAGGGCCACAGUUAGCAAGGCUGGCACAGGUGAGGCCGCAGCAGGGCCUGUGGCAGGGGAUGGGGAUGCGGCAGCACCAGGGGGUCCCGCAGAGGUGGCAGUGGAGAUGGGGGUGUGGGAGGGGAAAGAGGGGGUGACGGAGAGGGCAGAAGGGGAAAGAUCGGCAGGGACGGUGGGGGCUGGUGAGGACUCAGAGUGGGACGAGGCUGGGGACUUGGAUGGGGACAACGCGAAGGACUCGGAUGAUGAUGUAGUCGAGCUUAUAGCACCCGCUCCUAGUGCAGCCAGGCUCGAGGCCGUGUCCUCAGCAGGGGAGCCAGCGACCGGAGCUGUAGGGUCGGCAGGAGCGGAAACUGGAGCGGAGGCGGAGGGGGAGGUGGCACGGGCUGGGGCAGAGAGGGCCACAUUAGGGGGUAUGGCCCGGGCCUAUGCGCGGUCCAUGGCCGCAUGUGGUGCGGCGCCGGAGGCAGCGGCAGGAGAGGCUGCAGGUGUGGCAACAGCAGGGGCGGUUGCAACAGUGGCAGCCAUCGGGACCGCGGCAAAGGAGGCUGCCGCAGGAGUCACCGCAGGGGGUACUCCAGCGGAGGCUGCUACGGCAGAGGCAGAGGCAGGAGAGGCUGCAGGGGGGAAUGUGGAAAAGGCGGCUGCAGAGGCGGCAGCAGCACAGGCUGUAGCCGCAGGGGGAGGAACGACAGCCGUGGUAGGAGGGGCGGCUGUGGGGGCUGCCGCAAAGGCCUUUGCAGAAGUGGCAGCAGCUCCGGCACCGGCAGAGGCGCGGGCAUCGGGGCCGGCUGCAGCGGGGGCGGCAGAAGGAGACCCUGCGGAGGCAGCAGCCGCUAGGGGUGUGGCCGCUCCAGAGGUGGCAGCAGCCGGGGGGGUGGUUGCUGCGGCGGCAGCAGCAGCUGGGGCUGCUGCAGAGGCAGGGGCAGCGGGAGCAUGGGCAGCGGCGGCGACAGCUGGGGCCUCCGCGGAGGUGGCAGCGGAGGAUCAUGCACGGGGUGCAUCGGCUCGGGCUCGGGAUGCGGCAGAGGCAGCAGCAGCAGGGGCCUCAGUGGCCGCAGGGGCAGCCAGGGCUGAUCUGGGGGCAGCAGCAGCAACAGGCGGCCCUGCAGAGGCGGCAGAGGCGGGAGCUGCGGAGAAGGUGGCAGCAGCAGUAGCUGGGGCUGCCACCGCAGAGGAGGCAGCAGAGGAGGCAGCAGCAGGCGAUCUUGCGAGGGGCGCAGCGACCGGGGCUCGGGAUGCCGCGGAGGCGGUGAUGGCGGGGGCCGCCGCAGCGGCUAGGGUGGAUGCCGGGGAAGCAGCCGAAGGAGUCCCUGCUGAGGCGGUAGGGGCAGGGACAACGGCAGAGGAAGCAGCAGCAGCAGCAGCAGCAGCAACAGGAGCACGUGCAGGGGCGGCUGCUGGAGCGGCAGGGAUAGGAGAGCCACCGGAGGUGGCAGCAGCGGCAAGGCUACCUACGGCGGAGGAGGUGGCAGCGGAAGCUGUUGUACGCGCUCUCGCACGGGCUAUUACCGGGGGGGGGAUGUAUGCACGUCUGGCAGCUGCUGCGGCAGCAGCGGAGGAGGCAGAGGUAGGGGCCGCUGCGGGGAAGGCAGCCAGGGGGAGCGCCACAGGGAAACCAGCAGCAAGUGCUGCGGCAGGGAAGGCAGCAGCGGGGGCAGCGGCAGGGAAAGUAGCAAUGGGUCCCGCUGUUUCGCAGGCAGCGGCUAGCAGGGCCGCGACAGCGGCGGCUGCGGCGGCGGCGGCGGCGGCGGCGGCUGUGGUGGUGUCAGCGGAAAAAGGGGCAACAGGGGGUGCCGCACCGGGGGCAGCAGCGGAAGCGGCUUCAGGGAAGGCAGCAGCAGGAUCAGCAGGACGUGCCGCAGGGGAGACAACCGCCGGGGUAGCUGCGGGGAGGGCAGCAACAGGAAGGGCAGCUGGGGCGGCAGCAGGGAAGGCAGCAACAGCAGCACCACGGGCAGCGGCAAGAGGUGCUGCACGGGAGAGGGCAGCUGGAGCCGCUGCAGGAAGGGCAGCAGCUGCGGCAGCUCCAGCAGGAGGUGUGGUGAGAGAGACAGCAGCCGGAGCGGCUGAAGGUAAGGCAGUAACUGGGACGAGGGCUAAGGAGGCCGGACACAGGGCAGCACCUGGGCCGGAAGAGACUGUCUCAUCCCCUCCCACCACCCCCAUCUCCCCCCUCCCCCCCCCUCCUUCCCCUCCUCCCCCUACUUCCCUUGCGGUCCCCCGUCCCCCCCUUCCCCCCCCUACUCCCAAUCCCAUGCAUGCAGGGGCUUCACCAGCGGCGCAGGGCCCUCGCCGUGGGCUACAACCCAGGGCUAUGGGCGGGGCGGCCCGAGCCUUGGCGUUUUUGGCGGACCCCUGUACACCCGAGCCAAUGAUCGGGACGCAGUCUCACCACUCCCUCUCCCCCCACACCCUCCCCUUACAGCCGAGUGUGCCCCACGAGGCGGCCACCGAGGAUGGCACGGACAAUGAUGGCCCGCUCGCCGGAUAUAUCUUGGUCGACUCAACCCUUCCAUGCUCUCCCCCACCAGCCCUCGCGCCGACGCCAGGAUCACAAACAACAGCCGGGCGGGUUGCUCCCUCCCCCCCCCCACCCACACAGGCUGCCGCGCCGGACGCCUCGACUUGGGUAGCACAAGGAGGGGCGGCUCUUGCCCAACCCCCUUCGUCAGUCCGCCCCCCACCCUGUUCCACCCCAGGUGCCUCCCGCCCGGCACAGGGCACACACCCUGUCGGCCACACGGGCGCGUCCCUUAGGAACGGUGAGCGGGGUGCACCUCUGGCAAGGGGGAGCAACCCGAAUCAACUCCCUCUCGGCCCUCGCCGUCUCACCCCGGCUGAUCCCACUUCCCAAGCCCCACAGCUAAGCUUCGGGCAAGGCGGGGGUCCCUCGGCGCCCACUCUGCUUCCCUUCCCGGCCCCGGAACUCCCCUUGCGCCCUUUCGUGCAGCCCCCAGGUUUCAUGUCCCGCACGGCAGGCGACCACGGGAGUGCCUCCCUCUUGGGCCCUCCCUUGUCACUUCCGUCUCACACACCCUCCAGCCCAGCGCCGGGGCACCCAACCUUCCCACCCCCUCCCUUGAGCGUCCCACCCACGCUUAACCCUUACCCUACUGCCCAACCACCUCUCUUGCCUUGCCCUCCCACUCCCCCCCGGCCCAUCAGCGCGAACAGGGGCGAGGCGAGGGCGACCCCCCCAUCUCACCCUCCCCCUUCCUGCCCCACACACUCCUUGCCCGUCAGUAUUCAGGUGGUCGCAGCGAGCCACCCAUCCGCGAUGGACGUCGACAAAAUGGGAGUAGGGGACCUGCAUGAUGUCUCCUCCCAACCCUACAUCCCCCCUUACCGUCGCUCCGCACAGGCAGCGAUGUCGGCAGACGCCCAGGGGGAAGGAGACGGGGAAGGUGUCGGGGGAGGGCGGGGCAUCGCGGAUGGUGCUGCCGUUUCCACCACCGCCACCACCCCUCUCUUUCCCCCCCUGUCCCCAUCUGCACCCGCCCCAGGGCAGGCCGCCAUCCAUACGCAGGCUAGCCCAUCGCGGCAGGCGGCCAUCGGCGGCCACACCCCCUCACCCUCCCAGCUGCCCCAUUCUCACACUCCUCACCCACAGCAGGGGGCGGUCACACGGCAGCCGCUGAUUGGACAGUUUGCCCAACCCCACACAGGUCGCCGGAAGAAGGGCAAGGGCAAGGGGACACCCGGGGCAGCCCGGCGCUCAGAGCAGCCGGACACGACUCCACCCUCUGCUGGCGUGCAGCCCUUACCAUCCACCACCCCUCAGGCGACCCCAUCAUUGCCCCCGGCCCGCCACCCACUGCCCUCCCAUAACCAGGAUGGCGAGCUUCGGACGGUCUCCCUCCCUCACCCCACCCAGGCCCCACUCCCCUGUCACCCCCCCAUCCCGCCUUUGGCCCCCCACCAGACGGUUGCCGCCGAUGCCCCAUCCGCGAUGGAAAUCAAACCGGAGGUGGAAGAGGUGUCGUUAGCCUCUCGCAAGCAAGCCUAUAUCCCCCCCCAGCGUCGGUCCCCACCACCCACUUCUUUGUCCCCCUCCGGUCCACAACCUCCGACCCAGGUCAGGGCACACGGUGGUUCGCCCACCACGACCAACCAGCCUGCCCUGCUCCCCCUACCCACAGGCGGACAGUCGCAGGGGGCAGAUGGGGAGACGGAGGCGGCAGUUGCGGACCUUCUCAGGAUAUGGGACACGUCCGCCACCCCCUCUGCGCCCGCUUGUCCGGGUCGGUUGGACGCGGACCCUUUUAGCUGUCUCCCAGCCGUCCGACUCCCGGGGAUGUGUUUCGAGAGCGGUGUGGCCGAUCCCACCACCGCUACCACUUGUCUCCUUCCCCAUGUUCCCUCACUCGCCCCAGCCCCACCCCCAGGACGGCUCGGCGCGCAAGCGCAAGCGCACGCUCACCCGACGCAGUCACCCGUUGCCGGCGACCAGGCCCCCUCACCCUCCCAGCCCUCCCACCCCCAACCACAGCAGGGGGUGGUCACCCUGCGGACCUCAGUGGGACGACCUGGCAGCCCCGGUACAGGUCGCCGGAAGGGGAGCAAUGCCAAAGGGGCAUCGGGGACAGCUCGGCCGCCAGGGCAGACGGACACGAGCUCAGCCGAGAUGGACAUCGAUCCAGAGGCGGAGGGAGCGGCACCAGCACCUCCCAAGCAGCCCUACAUCCCCCCCCAGCGUCGACCUCCCCCUCCCAUCUCUUCCCCCCCCUCCCGCCCACAUCCCUCCACCCAGGUCCAGGGCCAAGGCGGCCCACCCACCAUGACCGACCAACCCGCCCUCCUUCCCCCACCCACAGGCGGACAGUCACAGGGGCCGGACUGGGAGACGGAGGCGGCAGUCGCCGACCUGCUCGGGAUCUGGAGCAUAUCUGCUACCCCCUCUGCGACACCCCUAGGCCCAGCACCCCGGGCCGCGAGCGACCCGGCCGACGACCCCCGUGCCGCCCCCCCGUUAUCUCCCUCCACAGCCCUCGCACCAGAGCGGAUGGCUAUCGACGACUCAAACGCGCCCCUUUUCCCCCCACUUGGCCCAGGCAGGACUACGCCUCCAGGCGACCGUACCUACGCUCAGUCAGCACACAUGCACUCUGGCCCUCUCCUCGAGCCUGAUGCACCCCUUGCCCCUGCCACCAUCCCCCCACCCCACACGGCCACAUCUCAGGCUCCUAUGGUCCCCCCUCCCAGCUCACAUCCGGGAGGAGCGUUUUCGCGGCCCAGUGCUAUAGACCCUCACCCCCCACCCACACCAGCACACGGCUUGACACCCGCGGCCGACCCCGCCACCGGUGUUUUCCCCUCCCCUCAGGAUGCAGGGGCCACACAUAGGCCCUCGGGCCCCCCAUCGACCUCUCCCCCUCUUGCGACAUCGCCGCCGCCGCUGACCCCCGUCCGACCCCAGGUGGCAGGUGAGCCUCCUUCCCCAAUGCCGGGCGACUAUCGACCGGACCCGGUUGUCGAGCCAGCCGCCUCCACCGCCAGCUCGGACGAGACCGCCCACACCGAUCACGCGGACGAGUCCACGCCAGCCCAUGAGGUGAGAUGUCCCACGUGCCUUAACCUCAUGGCGGACGAUAGAGCUCUCCGACACCACACACCUCACUGCACCCCGAGCGAUGAGGCACGCCGUGUGCAGGCCCGCCAGGAGGCCGCCUCGGUCGGCAUAUCACUCUCACGUCCGGGGUCAUCUGUCCCCGUCUUUUCCGACACGCAGUGGGCGCAGCUGGACUCUGUGGAUUGGAGGGAGUAUUUCUCCCCGUCCCGGACGCAUGCUCGCCCGCUCCGGCGCAUCCCGCCGAGGGUCCGCGGAGGCAUCUCUGAUGUCCUCCGCGCGAUCACCGCCCGUAUGGAGCAGUAUCCGGACGCCGACGGGCCCCACUUCUUGUUUACGGCGGUGCCGACGCUGUUCUUGUUUACGGCGGUCCCACUCCACCAGAGCGGGGCCACACAGCUUCCAUCGUGGCUCGCAUCGCACGCUUCUUCCGAGGUGAGUGGGACCCUCUCUUCUCUGACGCGCUGCGUCGUCGCACGCCCCUGCCCGCCCGCACAUCACGUCGCGCCCCCGGCACCGCCACGUCGGGAGACGAGCGUCGGAUUGUGCGUUGCCUACGCUUGGCAGCGUGCAACGAGACAUCUCGUGCGUGCGCGGCACUAGAGUCGGCCGAGGCGGCUCCAGACACGG